Triticum aestivum (bread wheat) is the source of this 1645-nucleotide messenger RNA. Its product is annotated as probable 6-phosphogluconolactonase 2. The transcript has a single exon. The record is from RefSeq and is a predicted model, not a curated record. NCBI's taxonomy places the organism in Eukaryota, Viridiplantae, Streptophyta, Magnoliopsida, Poales, Poaceae. Gene Ontology annotation, biological process: carbohydrate metabolic process. The coding region runs from base 1003 to 1347 and encodes 114 amino acids.
CCUGCUCGGACGUGGAGCGCAGAACGAUGGUGUGCCUGCUGCAUCGCGAUGGCGGGGGCUUCACGGGCCCCUCCGAGGCUUGGUCGGACCUGCGGGCCCGCGGGACUGGUGUGCUUCUGCUGCUGCGUCAGGUCGGCUACUGCCUCGAUGGUGGAGGUCGGUCCCUCCCGCGUAUCUACGGUGCUGCUGCUCCUGGUCUCCAGCAAAGGUGCGUCCCUUUUUUUCAAGCAUUGCAUAUUAGCUUCGGUGAGACGGCGUCCACGAUGACAAGGCCAUGGUGGGGUAUGUUGGUUGAUGGUGUGUGUGGUGGAGGGCUUCGAAGCGUCUGAUGGCGGGGUGAGGGUCGAGAGAAAUCCGUGUCGAGGUUUGACGCCGACAAUGGGGACGUCUGCGUGCGCCACCAUCCCUUCCUGAAGGGCGUCAGUUUUUACCCCUACCCAACUCCCUCGGCGUAUCAGGGGAAACCCCGGGACUUGUCCGGGCAGCAGCGUCGUCGCCGUCGCUUCCCCUCCUGAGUGUGUUGCUUGUUUCGCGUGGUUCGAAGCACUAGGAGCGUGGUGGGACAACUUUCACAUCGCGUGUCUUCUUCGUUUUGUUGAUCCGCCUUGUCGGCGUUGUUUUGUUUUCCGCGUGCGGAGGCAGCCAUUGGCCACCGCCGGGAUGCGUCGCGCGCUGGGGUUGCCGCGCCAGGGCCGGGAGAUGAGGGCCUUGUGCCUCUCGUGGCGCUGCCUCCUAAUUUGUACUGAGGCCAAUAGUCGUGGUCGCGCCAGGAGCAUCAUCGGGCCGAGGGCUGCCGCGUGACGCAGCGGCCACGCCAUCGCCUCGCAUUGUGCAUUGUGUGGCGCCUCCGUGUGGGCUGGGGAACCGGACCUGACCGCGGGCUGCCGCGGGAGGUUGCCUCCGCGUCGUGCGGCUUGGAGGGAGGGGCUCUCCGCGAUUCCGCGCCUUGAGAGGGUGUGGUCGAGCCGUCAUUUGGAGGAACAGCCUCCAUCUACCUGGGGGAUGCGGCCGUCGUUCCACGGCUCGGCAUCGUGGACGUCAUCUCCGCAAUGGCUGGUGCUCGCCGGUGACUCCCCGCGGCCUCCACCCGAAAGAAUCGCCUUCGCCCUCCAUGUAAUAAACUCGGCAUCAAACAUAGCGAUCCUGGCGACGGGCGUAGACAAGGCAAAGGCCGUGCAUUUGGCCGUGUCUGACAGCAGCGACGGUCCAGACGCCCCCGCGUCCCUGCCUGCCAAGAUGGUCCAGCCAACGCACGGGAAGCCGGUGUGGUUUCUGGACAAGGCGGCAGCCUCAUCACCCGAGGCGCUGCCUGACGAUGCGUACGAGCAGCAGCAUCGUGAGUACUAGCUAACUGAGAACAAAGCGGGGAUUCCUUUGCUUUGAAAAAUGGAGGUGUGUAGGUACUUAGGUGCGUGGAUCAUGUGAUGGAACAAGGUUUGCUUCGUCCGACGCCUUUAGUCCUCUUCGUGUUAGUCCGACGCAUGGUUCCUUCCAUGGAAUCGGAAGGGCCGUCAGUUCUGGCGGACGACGGAGAUGGUUUCGUGCGGCAUUGAUGUUUAUGCGCGCGUUGUGGCCUCAGAGUUGAGAACAUUAAAACCUGAAUUGUGGCCAGUUUUUAUGGUAUUGUGAACCCCAUUCUAUCUAG